Messenger RNA from Armigeres subalbatus, 1473 nucleotides. RefSeq names its product protein Skeletor, isoforms D/E-like. The transcript has 4 exons. NCBI's taxonomy places the organism in Eukaryota, Metazoa, Arthropoda, Insecta, Diptera, Culicidae. Bases 1 to 1473 code for a protein of 490 amino acids. The record is from RefSeq and is a predicted model, not a curated record.
AUGGUGGGAGCUGAUGUUGCGGUCGUUUGGGUCGAUAAAGCUACCGGAAAGGGAUACGCGCAGGACUAUUACUUGGAUGCCAAAUCGCAGUGUUCGGGAACACGUGGAAGCUGUCCGGAUACAAGGAUCAACGAGAACAGUAGCUCAAUUCGUCUGUUGAACGCUGCUAUGGUGAAUGGUUAUUCGAUAGUGACUUAUCAACGACCGCUACGGGCUUCAGAUCAUUUGGAUCUACCAAUUUUCACCAACGGAUCGCAAGCAAUCGUUUGGGCCAUUGGACCGCUAAACCAACGGUACGAGGUAUCAUUCCACUCACAGUAUUUGAAAAAUACCAAACAAGUUGACUUUGGGCGUCAACCGUACUGGAAUUGUCCAACUCCGGAAUCGGAUCAACAGAAGCAGCAUGAUAAUCCACAAAAGCUACAAAGCGUAGAACCCAAUCGUCGAGCUGAUUCCAUGAAACGACCAAAUGCGCCUGCCACAGCGCGUCCCCCUGCGAAGGCCGGUGCCUGGGAGAUUCCUCCGAUUCAAUGCUACGAGCCGGAAGAUGGAGUGUUCUAUGCUCAAAUGGGUCCCACUGGAGGAAAACAAGGCUAUCCAGCCAUCACCGGUCAUGUCGGAUGGGGAAUCUCGUGGUAUAUCAAUGGUCUUCUUAUUCCGGAAAUCAAUGUGGUAAGGGGCAAGACCUACACAUUUGUUGUCGAAGGAGGAAACGAUCCGGAAACACCCGCCAAGUACCAUCCAUUCUACAUCACUGAUGAUUCCGUCGGAGGCUAUGAACACCAAGAGGAAGAUGUUCGGAAGAACAUUCGAAUCUUUGCUGGAGUUCAUCAAAACCGCAAUGGACAACUGAUGCCGACAGGCGUUGGUCGUAUCUGCAACUGGACUCCAAAUCCCGACGGUCCAUCGGCCGAUUCGUAUCCCUCGUUUGGUGCCUACCAAAGAAGUCUCACCUUGAAAUGUGACCCCGGAGAGCCUGGAGUCAUCACCUGGACGCCAGAUGCCGAUACUCCUGAUACAGUCUACUAUCAGUGCUUCACUCAUCGAUAUCUCGGAUGGCGUAUCAAUGUUCACGACUCGUGCGAUGUAGCCUCCUCAAGUGAAAUAGAUGAAGUCUUCGUUGACCCCAGUGAUGAAAGCAUCAAUGCGGAACCUUCAAUCCGACACGAAUCCAAACUACUUCCGUCGGAAACAUUUCUGGAGCAGCACGAAAAUUUUGUUCACAAGAAUGACAAAGAUGUGAUAAAAAAUCAUAAAAUGACUGCCGAUCAACCAACUGAGCAUUUCAAGUUGGACUUGGAAAAUGACCCAGAAAUGUCUAAAAUCAUUGAAGAAGGUAUCCGAGCUGCUGAAGACCUUGAAGAAAAACUCCGAAACAACCAGACUUACGUGAACCAAACCACCAAUGAACAACAACCUCUGUCCCAUGUGGAAAUUAUGCACCAUGCAACGGCCCAAUGUUCCGACCUGUGA